GAACAAACCUGCACUUUUAUCAGAUCUGCUUUAAUCUGAGAGGAUAAUAAAUAAACGCCUUGUUGUUUCAUCUGCAGGAUCAGAACCUGCACUGACCGAGCUUUUAUUUUAUUUAGGAAUUUCAUCCAGGACUUUUCUCACUAUUCGUCUGAUGAUGGUGUAUCAAUCGGAGCGCGCCCCGCUCUCCCGUAUCCUGCCUCAGCUUUACCUCGGGGCUGAGAGUGACAUCACACAGGACUGCCUGUCGGCGCGGGGGAUCUCCUACGUGCUGAGCGUGAGCCGAUGCUGCCCGCAGCCCUCAUUCCUGCCUCAGUCUCAGUACCUGCGCAUCCCCAUCGACGAUUCGCUGAAGGACGACCUGCUUCCCUGGAUUCCCCAGGCGCUGCGUUUCAUCGACGGCGCCAUGUCUCUCGGCUGCUCGGUCAUCGUCCACUGCGCAGCAGGAAUCUCCCGCUCACCGGCUCUCGCUGUCGCUUACAUCAUGUACAGCCUGGAAAUGGAUCUCGAUCACGCUUACAGGUUCGUGAAAGAGCGCAGACCUACAAUUUCCCCCAACUUCAACUUUCUGGGUCAGCUGCAGCUUUUCCAGGGCACGCUUCCUCUGAACAGUAACUCCACCCCAGUCACCAAGCAGCCCACAUGUGUGAACACCAAUUCUUCUACAGGACUCUCAACCAGCACCGAGAAACAAAACCCAACCACUGACAACAACAACAAGGGUGGUUCAACCCACGAGAACAAAAACCUCCACUCUGACACCUACAAAACAAAGCCAGAGUUCACGUUAUCCCUCUCAGACAAGCUCCGAAAUCUGAGUCUUAACAUCGAACCUAUAAAGCUGCAGGAACCCUCCAGCGCGGCACCACUGUCUCCACAGAACCUUCAAACUCCCACACCACAGAAACCAACUCACCUUCAGCUUCCAUCUCUACUGGUAAAGCGUAAAAGCCUGACUCUGUCCCUGACGCCGCAAACAAGUCCACAAACAAGCCCCGCAGACGCCCCCCACCAGAAGAGCACAACACACACCAACAACAACCUAAAUCUGAAUGCCAGCGGCUCCCCUGCUGACCAGAAAGUCGAGCGAAAAAUCACAGGAAAUCACACAAGUCACUUCGUUUCACCUGCAGAACCAAACACAAGCAGAGAGGCGUCCACAAGGUGCAGCAAGUCACGAUCCCAAAAAAGAAGGAGCGACAGCCAGAACGGUUGUUCCUCCGCUUCUCACAGGGGUAAAGAGGAGCAGACCAAACCCAAACGAGAGAGGAGGAAAAAGAGGAGCUCGGCACAAAGCACGUGCGUUUCCACGCCUGACCGGCGGGCGGCACCAGGAACAGAGCUGACGGGAGGAGCGGUGGAGGCCGACGAGGCCAGCGCUGGUGAUCAGAGCCCGCUGUCGCCCAUCAACGUUACCGUCAACAGACUGCUGGGCUGGGGGGAGCGCAUGCUGCUCGGGGUCCUCCUGGGCCCCCAUAUCAAAGUGGGACAGGCGUCCCUGCCGUACAGAUGCUGAAGAAAGACUCUUUAUUUUAGGAAACGAGCCAGACUUCUGCGAGCAAAGCAAACAGAGAAUUUCACCAUUAAAGGAAUUCAUACGUUUUCAAAAUAGUUUUCUGUAUUCACUGCAUCUGUUACAUACGUUCAACUACCAAGAACAACAUUGAAAAGAAAACAUGU
Messenger RNA from Trichomycterus rosablanca, 1677 nucleotides. RefSeq names its product dual specificity protein phosphatase 8. The coding region runs from base 152 to 1513 and encodes 453 amino acids. Gene Ontology annotation, biological process: negative regulation of MAPK cascade; protein dephosphorylation. NCBI's taxonomy places the organism in Eukaryota, Metazoa, Chordata, Actinopteri, Siluriformes, Trichomycteridae. The record is from RefSeq and is a predicted model, not a curated record. The transcript has 5 exons. Gene Ontology annotation, cellular component: cytoplasm. Gene Ontology annotation, molecular function: protein tyrosine/threonine phosphatase activity; MAP kinase tyrosine phosphatase activity; MAP kinase tyrosine/serine/threonine phosphatase activity.